Molecule: messenger RNA, 2703 nt
Organism: Carlito syrichta (Philippine tarsier)
Lineage: Eukaryota; Metazoa; Chordata; Mammalia; Primates; Tarsiidae
Gene: PELI3
Product: pellino E3 ubiquitin protein ligase family member 3
Exons: 7
Coding region: 168-1577 (469 amino acids)
Biological process (GO): protein K63-linked ubiquitination; regulation of Toll signaling pathway
Molecular function (GO): ubiquitin protein ligase activity; protein binding
Source: RefSeq, a predicted model, not a curated record
AACCUGGGGCAGUUUAGGGGAGGCAGAGGUGACUGGUUGCCAUAGCAAUAGAUUUGGUGAAAGGUCACUCUGCCAUAGCCUAAGUGGCCCUGCAGCAGGCUGGAGCUUGGAUUGAGGGGGAAUGGUUGGGAAGCUGCAAAGCUCUUUUCUCUCCCCCUCUGCCCAGAAUGGUGCUGGAAGGAAACCCUGAAGUGGGGUCCCCUCGAACCUCAGACCUACAGCACCCCGGAAACAAGGGCUCUUGUGUUCUCUCCUCUCCUGGUGAAGAUGCACAGCCAGGCGAGGAGCCCAUCAAGUAUGGCGAACUCAUCGUCCUGGGAUGCUGUGAGGAAGGAGGUGAGGAAACCGAGGCUCAGAGAGGGGAAGUGACUGGCCCAAGGGCACACAGCUGCUACAAUGGGUGUCUGGCAAGUGGUGACAAGGGCCGUCGGCGAAGCCGCCUGGCACUGAGCCGCCGGCCCCAUGCCAACGGAGUGAAGCCGGACGUCAUGCACCACAUUUCCACACCACUCGUCUCCAAGGCACUGAGUAACCGUGGCCAACACAGCAUCUCGUACACACUGUCCCGGAGCCACUCGGUCAUAGUGGAGUACACACAUGACAGCGACACAGACAUGUUCCAGAUUGGCCGCUCCACAGAGAACAUGAUCGACUUUGUGGUAACAGACACGUCCCCUGGAGGAGGGGCCGCCGAGGGACCAUCCGCCCAGAGCACCAUCUCCCGCUAUGCCUGCCGCAUCCUCUGUGACCGCCGGCCGCCCUAUACUGCCCGCAUCUAUGCUGCUGGCUUCGAUGCCUCCAGCAACAUCUUCCUUGGAGAGCGAGCAGCCAAAUGGCGGACCCCUGAUGGCUUGAUGGAUGGCCUGACCACCAAUGGAGUCCUGGUCAUGCACCCCGCGGGUGGCUUCUCCGAGGAUUCGGCCCCGGGUGUCUGGCGGGAGAUCUCCGUCUGUGGAAAUGUGUACACGCUGAGGGACAGCCGCUCAGCUCAGCAGCGGGGGAAGCUGGUGGAAAACGAAUCCAACGUGCUGCAGGACGGCUCCCUCAUCGACCUGUGCGGGGCCACGCUGCUUUGGCGCACGCCAGCGGGGCUGCUGCGGGCACCCACGCUGAAGCAGCUGGAGGCUCAGCGGCAGGAGGCCAACGCGGCCCGGCCCCAGUGCCCUGUGGGCCUCAGCACCCUGGCCUUCCCCAGUCCAGCCCGUGGCCGCACGGCACCCGACAAGCAGCAGCCUUGGGUCUACGUCCGCUGUGGGCACGUCCACGGCUACCACGGCUGGGGCUGCCGGCGGGAGCGGGGCCCCCAGGAGCGCGAAUGUCCUCUCUGCCGCCUUGUGGGGCCCUACGUACCCCUGUGGCUGGGCCAGGAGGCCGGCCUCUGCCUGGACCCCGGGCCACCCAGCCACGCCUUUGCGCCCUGCGGUCAUGUCUGCUCGGAGAAGACUGCCCGCUACUGGGCUCAGACACCACUGCCCCACGGCACCCAUGCUUUCCACGCUGCCUGCCCCUUCUGUGGGGCCUGGCUCACCGGUGAGCAUGGCUGUGUCCGCCUCAUUUUCCAGGGCCCACUGGACUAGGCUCCCCGCGGCCCCCUGCUGCUGUGCCCGCCUGCCUGCCCAGGUCCCCCACCUCCUGUGGCCCAGAGGGAGCCCUGCAUGUGGGACACUACCAGCUGGCACAUAGCCACACCAGAUGGACACGUUGGAUGGGCUGUGCCCCUCCCCCAUAACUCUGGCCCCCAAGGAGGUCCCCAGGCAUACUUAAUGGGGCCUUCAGCACCAGCUCUGCCCUGGGCUGAUGGAGGAAAGCCCAGCCCCAUGCCCUGCCCUUCCUGGGGCGCUCCACAUUGUGCCGCCUACACUGUGUGCCCCUGGGGGAGUGAAGGGACCAGGGGCCCCUGACCCCCAGCUUAGGCUGGCUGCGCCCUGAGCCUGCCAGACCCAGUUCCAGAUGCUCCUCCUUCCUGCUGCUGCCCUGGGUUCCUCUAUAAACCUCACUGCUCAGCUGCCCUCGCAAAUCCCCGUGUCCCGCAUGCGUGCAAUGCCUCCAGCCCCUGAGUGAACAGUGUGUGGGCAGCAGGCUGGGACCGGCAUUUGCUGAGAGCCACUGUGGGCUGGACUCCAUGCCAAGUGGGCUCUGGGGGCACAGAGACUAUCAGACCCAGCUCCCCACCCACCUGGUGGAGUUCACUGACUAGCAGAGGACAGACCAAGUUGCCAAAUGUGAUGGAUCGAGUUACCACGUGUGCUGGGAUAAGGGCAUGAUCGGGGCUGUCGCAGUCCUUGCUGGAGAUGGGAAAGUAAGGGAGGCUUCACAGAGGAGGAGCCCAGCCUCGAGGGAGCUUGGAACCCUCCAGGUCCACAGAAUGGGAAGGGUGCAGGAAGGAGGGCCUGUGUGCAGGCUCGGGUGUCAGUGAGCAUGAAACUGAUGGACAGGUUCAGGGCCACUGGAGCAUGACUACAGGGGGCAGGGAUGGGGCUGGAGCAAGAGGCUGGGGCUAUGUGACCAGGGGAGAUGCUGGAAGGAGGGUUCUGAACCUCAUUUGUGGACGGUCAGGAGUCAACAAAGGGAGGAGGGAGGACUCACGGGUCCAGAGUGUUGGCUGUGCCACAAGGGCUAUCAUUCCCGAAUGCCCAUCAUGUGCCCUGCACUGUGCUGAUGAUAAUAAUAACUGUGUUCGUUGAGCACUCACCAGGCACCGGG